This is a messenger RNA of Leptopilina boulardi, 894 nucleotides long. Its product is annotated as pinin-like. The transcript is spliced from 3 exons. Lineage: Eukaryota; Metazoa; Arthropoda; Insecta; Hymenoptera; Figitidae. The record is from RefSeq and is a predicted model, not a curated record. The coding region runs from base 1 to 894 and encodes 297 amino acids.
AUGGCCGCUAUUGAUGAAAAACAGCUGGAUAUAACGAUGGUUGAUGAACAAAGAAAAGGAUGCGAUUGCGAGAGUUGUCGUUUUUUCCGAACGACAGAUCCGUUUUAUUUAAGGUCGUAUGCACCAGGUCCACCGAAGGAAAGCGUUUAUUGUUCCUGUGAAGCAUGUCAACUAGUUUAUCCAAAUGAUCCUCGAUUAAAAAAAAAGCAAAGAACAAGAACAACAAUAACACUGCCUGUGCCACAUUUUUCUUUGACUUCAAUUCCAAAGUGUCAGCAGAAAGACGAAUCCGUUGUCAAGGUUGACCUUGCGGAACGAGUACGAAAGGUACAAUUAAAAUUAAAUAUUUUAAAAGAGAGAAGACAACAAGAAACAAAAAAACGGUGCAAAGUAUCUAGAUGGGAUAUUUUGCCCUCUACAAACCUCAUUGCAAUCCAGCCACCAAUAAACAGUGAAGAAGCAGAUCUACCAUUGCAGGCAGCAUCUAUUCCAACUGAAAGUGCUAAAAUUCCAAAUCAAAACUUGAGUUUUUCCGAAGAAGAUUCAUUUGAGGAGUCGGAACCGGAAGAGAACCCAGAGAAUUUUGCAAACGUCGACUCAGAUGCACCCUCUGAGGUAAAUGAAAAUAUCGAGGCCGUGAACGAGGAAGAUAAAGAUGAUGAUGAUGAUAAUCAGAAAAAAAUCCCAUUUUCAUCGUCAAGCUCAUCUUCUACAUCAGGCUCCUCUUCAUCAUCAGGAUCAUCUUCAUCAUCAGGCUCAUCAUCAUCGUCAGGCUCAUCAUCAUCGUCAGGCUCAACUUCAGAUUCAUCUUUAUCGACAGGCUCAACUUUAAGCAAUAAAAAAAGAAGGAAAAAAAUGGACAAGAGGUCAUGUAAAAAGUCCAGAAAAAGUUAA